AUGACGGACAAGCUCAGCGACGCACACUUCGAUGCUACCGCAGCAGCUCUCGACCACAUCACCAACCAAGCUGCCACUCCCGAAGACCCUAAGAAUACUCUACACAGCCCUUCCAACCACCAAAAGUCGCACUCAUGGCUCAAGCGCAUCUUCCCCUACGAUAGUCUCGAGGCAAUGGAGUCGGCCUGGCACAUGGGAAACUACGUCAUGGACCGCAAGACUGGCGAAAAGUCCUUUGAGCCCAUGAGCAUCUAUGUGCGUGUGGGUAUGCAUGCUCUGUACUAUGGAUCCGAGCAAGAGAAAGCCCUGCACUGGAAACGCACGAUCAAGCUUCUGGAAGACCAGAGCAAGAAGAUGGGAAAGCAAUAUGAUGACCCGGCCAGUGUCGACCACAUUGUUCCUUUCAUCGAGAGCUUCGACUUGCAGGAGAGCAUGUCUGAGAUGAAGGAGCCAAACCCUGCCAAGUACAAGAACUUCAACGAGUUCUUCUCGAGAGAGAUUCGCGAGGAUGCUAGACCAAUCGACGAGCCAGGCAAUGAUCUCGUCGUCUCCUCCCCUGCAGAUUGCCGUCUGACAGCUUUCCCCACCGUCGACCUCGCCACAAAGUACUGGAUCAAAGGCUUCGGCUUCACCAUCGAGAAACUCCUCAACUCAGCCCAACUCGCAUCCACCUUCAACAACGGUUCUAUCGUAAUCGCUCGUCUCGCGCCUCAAGACUACCACCGCUGGCACUCUCCCGUCUCCGGUAUGAUCGAGAGCAUCACCGAGAUUCCUGGUGCAUACUACACCGUAAACCCGCAAGCCAUCAACGAAGCAGGCACGCUAGAUGUGUUCUGUGAAAACAGACGCAGUGUCAUGAUUGUGAAGCGCGCUGGCACUAACUCAAGGGUUGCUAUUAUCGCUGUGGGUGCCAUGUUGGUUGGCAGCAUCAAAUACAACCCUGGCAUUGAUGUUGGUAGAGAAAUCAGAAGGGGAGAGUGUUUGGGCGCUUUCCAGUAUGGCGGCAGUACAGUCAUCAAUCUUUACCAGGAAGGAGACGUUACCUUGGAUGAGGAUUUGGUUCGUAACUCUACAAAGGAGGUUUGUGAGACUCUUGUCAAGGUUGGCUGGAGAGUUGGCGCUGGACCUGGUGCUUCUGCUUAG
Molecule: messenger RNA, 1143 nt
Organism: Aureobasidium melanogenum CBS 110374
Lineage: Eukaryota; Fungi; Ascomycota; Dothideomycetes; Dothideales; Saccotheciaceae
Exons: 2
Coding region: 1-1143 (380 amino acids)
Biological process (GO): phospholipid biosynthetic process
Molecular function (GO): phosphatidylserine decarboxylase activity
Source: RefSeq, a predicted model, not a curated record